AAUGAAAUCGUAAUAUUACAGAGGAAGUGUCUCGGCUGAACCAAGGGUCAUAUUAACGAUAUUCAUUUGUAGUUGGCUUUCCGAAUAACUUAUAGGGUAAGGAAACCAAGUAUGGCAACAGAGGGGGAGCCGACAGACUUGAUCAAAGUGCUACACCUCCUGGUGCUCUCUUUCUCCUGGGGCAUGCAGGUCUGGGUCUCCUUCAUUGCAGGUUUUGCGUUGGUUUGGCAGGUAACUUUGCACACCUUUGGCCUGGUGCAGAGUAAACUCUUCCCUGUAUAUUUUUACUGCCUACUGGGUAGCAACUUUGUCAGCCUGGCUGUGUAUGCUGUGUACCACCCCAGAGAGCUGCUGGACUGGCAUGAAAGUGUCCAGAUGGUUCUGUACUUCGUGGCGCUGAUCAUGGCAGGUCUCAACACCCAGUGGUUUGGCCCAGCGGCCACAGAGGUCAUGUUCCAGAUGAGGGAGGUGGAGAAGGAGCAUGGCCUGGGGAACCAGAUAGGCCUGGGCAGCCAGAAAGAGGCAUACGCCAAACUCAAAGAGCAGGACCCCAAGUACAGAGCCUACAAGAGCACAUUCGGCUGCUACCACGGGUUGUCCAACCUCUGCAACCUGAUAGGGAUCAUCUGCAUCACGGUUAAUUUGAUCUACACAGCCCUGAAUUUAUCCACCAUUUAGAGAAGAGUAGGUUUCAGGCUUCGAUUUAUGUAAAACAUCUCACUGUCUUUUUCUGCAGUUAUCACAGUAUUUUUAUAUGAUGAGUUGAAUAUGAGGAGUUAGGAAAGACAGUAUGGACUUGAGUUAAAUAUGCCCAAAAAUAAACUUGUAAGUGACAUUAUGUAAACUUAAUUCUACAAAAUUUUGCAUCACUGUUGGAACCAAUGGUGGAGCUGCAGCUGUCCAAGUGCCUGUGUGAGUGAGGAGGCCUUUGUUGCCACGAGCUUCCAAAAAUCUCACUACUGCUGUUCACUUUUAUCUGUCAGUUAAGCACUUUUCAUCCUGUCAAUCAGUAUCUAAUUAAUGCUGUCUAACAUAUCUCUUUAAAUCUGCUACUACAGGUCUCUCUGUUUUGUCGUGUUAUCAUCUUUAAGUUUUUAUUGGAUUGGUUGGAAAGAAACACACUGAUGACCGAACCCAUACCCAGCAGACAGUGCCUGGAAUUGAAAUAUGCAGGUUUUUAAUAUAAUUACCAGUGACGCACAUCAGAUUUUUAGAGGAGCAACCUUGAAUGCAGACAACAAUGCUUUGCUGGCCAGGUACAGGAUGAGACAGGCACUGCCCCUAUUACAGCUACUAUGUUAGCACUAAUGGAUUAUAAUGGAGUCAUUUCAAUAUAAAAUGCAGGGACUGAAAGUAAAAGGAUGAGGUUUUUCCAAUGUCAUUCAUGCCCUUUUUGAGAUGUUGUCUCCUCAGCUGUGAUCUGGUUUUUAAUUUUCUUGCUUUCUAGUUAAUAAAAAUACAGUAUGUUAUGACCAUACAUAAUUACCUCUAAACCCGCUUUGUUUUAGCUUGCUGGCAUUGUGUUAAUGUGCCUUGUUGUCAAUUUGGAGAGUGUACAAAGAAGUUAGUCAAGGUAAGAGACCGACUGACUUGAGGAAAGAGACCAAACACAUUCUGAAGAUAGAGAUGUUAGAUCUUUUGCUGUCCUGUCAGGUUGCCCAUUACAGUGGCAUCAGGUUGUGUUUAACCAGAGAACGAAUUUAUCUGUAUAUGUGUAUA
Molecule: messenger RNA, 1719 nt
Organism: Xiphias gladius (swordfish)
Lineage: Eukaryota; Metazoa; Chordata; Actinopteri; Istiophoriformes; Xiphiidae
Gene: tmem205
Product: transmembrane protein 205
Exons: 4
Coding region: 112-678 (188 amino acids)
Source: RefSeq, a predicted model, not a curated record